Molecule: messenger RNA, 1020 nt
Organism: Fraxinus pennsylvanica
Lineage: Eukaryota; Viridiplantae; Streptophyta; Magnoliopsida; Lamiales; Oleaceae
Source: the annotation of a GenBank genome assembly
AUGGCUUCAUCUUCUGUAUCUUUCUCUUCUCUUCAUCUGCAAGUGCAAUUCCCUUCAUCAAAAUUACCUCCUCCGAAACCGAAGCACUUUAAAUUUGAGCCCACUCUCCACCUAGCUUCUGUAUCAGAGAAACUAUCUAUUGCACCGCCAGCUCCGCCGCCUCCACCACUGGCAACGAAUGUGGUUCCACCAGAACCCAAAAAGCUCCCCAUCCGUAAAAUCCCAGGAGACUACGGGCUCCCGUUGAUCGGUCCUUGGAUUGACAGACAAGACUAUUUUUAUAACCAGGGAAGAGAUGAAUUCUUCAGGUCCCGAAUUCAGAAAUUCCAGUCCACAGUUUUCAGAACAAAUAUGCCUCCGGGAUCUCUCAUUUCGUGUAACUCUAAAGUAAUAGCCUUGCUCGACGGAAAAAGUUUUCCGGCCUUAUUCGACACGGAUAAAGUCGAAAAGAAAGAUUUGUUCACUGGUAAUUUUAUGCCGUCCACGGAACUCACCGGCGGAUACAGAGUCCUAUCAUAUUUAGACCCAUCCGAGCCGAGCCACGCUAAGCUGAAAAAAAUCAUGUUCUUUUUACUGUCUCAUCGGCGUGAUCAAGUGAUUCCGGAGUUCCAAAACUGUUAUACAGAACUGUUUGAGAAUUUGGAGGGGGAAUUGGCUACAAAAGGUAAAGCCAGCUUCGGCCAAGCCAAUGAUCAAGCCGCGUUUAAUUUCUUGGCUAGAUCGUUAUAUGGCGCAAACCCAGUUGAUUCGAAGCUCGGCUCUGACGGACCCAAGCUGGUUAGCAAAUGGGUACUUUUUCAACUGCAUCCAUUACUGCUUCUUGGCCUACCUAGACCAAUAGAAGAUGGGAUUCUUCAUAACUUUUCUCUGCCGCCAUUUUUGAUCAAGAAAGAUUAUCAGAGAUUAUACGAUUUCUUUUACCAGAACUCUACACCGAUUCUUGAUCAAGCUGAAAAACUGGGUGUAUCACGUGACGAGGCUUGCCAUAAUCUCCUCUUCGCCACGGCAGCCCAUGCCUGA